UGCGUACAACUACGCCAAAACGCAGUCUCAGUUUAUGGAAGUGAUGCUGCAUCUACAGGCGCACUCUCCACCUGCUCCGGUACACUGACAGCCCAUGAGUAUUUCUCAAAAUAGAUAUUUUGCUCUCUAUCAUUUUGUCAAACCACGGGAUGACAUAAAAUGAGGAUGUUUUAAACGAUUUACAAGUUCUUUAGCUGUCAAUAAAACGUACAGAGAAAAAGAAAACAAUUUAACUAAACAGUUACCGUACAUGACGAGCAGCGUUCCCGGGUUUUUCCCGUUAUGACUGUAUGAAUGCACUGAAAUAAAAGUCAAACCCAUUUGGAGCAGCACUAUCGCUCUGCGCGCGUGGGAUUCAAGCAGUAGCCAGCCGCGAGACAUCUGAGGAAUUACAUCGUCUCUCCUAAAAGUCACUCGCAGAUAUUUUUCGCUGUUCGUCCGUGGACCUUGGACUUUUUCAUGGACAUGGAUUGUUUUCUCUAGUUGGAUGCCGACUGGUCACUACGUGAAGCUGUUUGAUUCUGGGAUUUUCUUCAGUCUGCUCCAGCAGUGAUGCCGCUACGUGACGGGAAUUGAGAGUUUCCAUAUUCACAGAGAAAUCCGAGACUUUGCAGAUCUUUGGAGAGAGUGCAGCACCUACUCUGAGUAUGGACUUGGCAAGUGAGGCCCAUGUUCUGGUGGUUUUACUCACCUGCCUGUUCUUGAUGUGCCAGGCUCAAGAGAAGGACUACACCAUAAAAGAGGAACAGCCGGAGAAUGUGCGCAUCGGAAACCUGCGCAAAGACCUCAACUUGAACCUUGAUCCAGACAUUAAACUGUCUUCUGCGCUGCAGUUUAAACCUGUCUACAAGACGGGUGAUGUGCCUUUGGUUAAAGUAGAGGCAAGCACGGGAGAGAUCUUUACCACAGCCAACCGCAUCGACCGUGAGAAACUCUGUUCCAGAGUCUUCAAUGAUAAGCGCUGCUUUUACGAGAUCGAGGUCGCCGUGCUACCAGACGAGAUUUUCCGACUGGUCAAGAUACGUUUUCUCAUCGAAGACAUCAACGACAAUGCCCCGCUCUUUCAAUCAACUGUUAUCAACAUAUCCAUUCCAGAAAACACAGCCAUCAACAGCCGCUACCCUGUCCCUUCCGCAUUUGACCCUGAUAUAGGGAUCAAUGGGAUUCAACACUACGAGCUUGUCAAGAGUGUAAGUGAAUUUGGUCUGGACAUCAUUGAGACGCCUGAAGGAGACAAAUGGCCCCAACUCAUAGUCCAACAGAGCCUCGAUCGGGAGAUGAAGGACACCUUUGUGAUGAAAAUUAAAGUAGAGGAUGGUGGCACCCCUCCAAAGUCCAGCACAGCUAUUCUGCAGGUCACCGUCUCAGAUGUGAAUGACAAUCGGCCAGUGUUCAAGGACAGCGAGGUGGAGGUAAACGUUCCUGAGAAUGCCCCAAUGGGAACAUCUGUCACUCACCUUCAUGCCACAGAUGCUGAUCUGGGAUCCAAUGCUCAGAUUCACUUCUCCUUCAGCAACCAAAUAUCCCCUUCCACCAAACAACAUUUUGCUAUUGACAGCACAAAUGGACUGAUUACUGUCAAGCAGCCAUUGGACAGGGAAUUCAACCCGGUGCACAAGCUUAUAGUGCUGGCCAGUGACGGUAGCUCUACCCCUUCAAGGGCUACAGUGAUAGUCAAUGUAACAGACACUAAUGACAACGUCCCCUCUAUAGACACCCGUUAUAUAAUGAAUCUUGUAAAUGGCACUGUGCUGUUGUCUGAAAAUGCCCCCCUUAACACAAAAAUAGCUCUAAUUACUGUGAUGGACAGAGAUUCAGAUCUGAAUGGCAAAGUGACUUGUUACACUGAUCAUGAUGUACCUUUUAGACUGAAGCCAGUCUUCAAUGACCAGUUUUUGCUUGAAACUGCUGCUCCUUUAGAUUAUGAGACCACUCGAGAGUAUGCAAUUAGGAUAGUUGCAUCUGACUCUGGGAAACCUGCUUUGAACACUUCGGCAAUGGUUCUGAUUAAAAUAAAGGAUGAGAAUGACAAUGUCCCAGUUUUCCCUCAGCCUGAAAUCCAGCUGUCCAUUCCGGAAAACAAUGACCCGGGCACACAGUUGAUAAAAAUCAGUGCAACAGAUGCAGAUAGCGGUUCUAAUGCCCUUAUUAUUUACAGUCUUGGCCCAGAUGCUCCUGAUGGAUUUAACAUAAAUCUCCGAUCUGGAAUCCUUUCUGUUGUCAAAAGGCUGGAUAGGGAGAAGCAGGAGAAGUAUUCAUUCACAGUCAUUGCCAGGGAUAAUGGUUCUACCCCUCUCCAAAGCAAUGUCACAGUGAAGCUAAUAGUCCAAGACCAAAAUGACAACAGUCCAGCCUUUACCCAUCCCGAGUACAACUUCUAUGUGCCUGAGAACCUGCCUUUAUAUGGGACAGUGGGUUUGAUCACUGUCACUGAUGCAGAUGCUGGCGACAAUGCAGUCGUCACUCUCUCGAUCAUAAAUGGGAAGGACAAUUUCAUCAUCGACCCCAAAACCGGGGUGAUCAAACCAAACAUUACCUUUGACAGGGAGCAACAAAGUUCCUACACGUUUGUUGUCAAGGCUGUUGAUGCAGGUCAAACGCAAACCACCUCCUAUGCCAAGGUCACCAUAAAUGUUGUUGAUGUGAAUGACAAUCGACCAGUGUUUGUCAUUCCCUCCUCAAACUACUCCUAUGAUCUAGUACCUUCAACCACCAGCCCUGGAUCAGUGGUGACCAGAGUAUUUGCCAUUGACAAUGACACUGGGAUGAAUGCUGAGUUGCAGUACAGUAUUAUUGGAGGGUCACCGAGAGGAUUGUUUGCCAUUGACAAAAUGACAGGUAACAUUACUCUGCAGGAGAAGAUUAUAGCUUCAGAUCAAGGUCUCCACAGGCUGGUGGUAAAGGUAAAAGACUUGGGACAGCCUGAGUCCUUACAUGCAAUCGCCCUUGUCCAUUUGUUUGUCAAUGAUACUGUCUCCAAUUCCACAUUCAUCCAGGAGCAACUUCGCAAGAGUUUGGAGACUCCUUUGGAGCGGAACAUUGGGGACUACGACGUGACACCCCAGACAAAUGGCUACGUAAUUGUUGUUAUUGCCAUAAUAGCUGGAACUAUGACCGUUAUCUUGGUGAUCUUUGUGACUGCUUUGGUACGUUGUCGACAGACACCUAGACACAAAGUUGUCCAGAAGAGUAAACAGAGUGGCGAGUGGGUAUCACCCAACCAGGAGGGUCGGCAGAUUAAAAAGAAAAAGAAGAAGAAGAAGAGGUCACCAAAAAGUUUGCUGCUGAAUUUCGUAACCAUUGAUGAAGCCAAGACCGAUGACCCUACUCACGAGCACAUCAAUGGCACCUUAGACCUCCCUGUUGAACUUGAGGAGCAGACAAUGGGAAAGUAUAACUGGGCUACCACACCAACUACCUUCAAACCCGACAGUCCUGACUUAGCCAAGCACUACAAAUCUGCUUUCCCUCAGCCAACAUUUCAGAUCAAACCAGAGACCCCUGUGGCUCCCAAAAAGCAUCAUGUCAUUCAGGAACUCCCGCUGGACAACACAUUCGUGGUGGGCUGUGACACACUCUCCAAGUGUUCCUCGAGCAGCUCCGACCCCUACAGCGUUUCAGAGUGCAGCUGUCAAGGGGGCUUCAAAGCACCUGGACAAAUCCACACCAGACAGAACCAGAGCCAGACUCCGGAUAAAACAUUCCCUGUUGUCCCAGCCAUGUGCCCCCACAAGCAGACGCAACGCCGCGUGACCUUUCACCUCCCGGACGGCUCUCAGGAGAGCUGCAGUGACAGCGGGCUCGGAGAGCAGGAGCCCAAUAGCGGUGCCAGCAUCACCCAGCCUCUGCCCUUAGGCUUCCCUCAGGAAGAGUACUAUGAACAGACCUCACCGAACAGCCGCACUGAGGGUGACGGCAACUCUGACCCCGAGUCCACUAUUGAAGUGAACCUGCAGAAAGCUCUCGCCGAGGCCUCGGAGACCUGUACCCAGGAAUGUCUGAUCCUGGGUCAUUCUGACAGCUGCUGGAUGCCGCCAGCGCUGACCCAAUUCCAGACAUCCGGCGCUGCCACUCUGCCCUCCUUUGGUUUUCAACAAAGCUGGGCACGGGGGACCAAGGCAGAUGGGCGUCACACCCUUGGCAGGUCAGUGCCCAGAGAUGAUCUGGACAAAGGGAGCAACCGCCCCCAAUUCUACAACACACUUGAGAGACACUGCAGCAAGAAAGAGGAUCCCAUCAAGGUCAUCCCACUAGCCAGCUUUUCCGCCACGUCCAGCUCUCAGAUGUCCACGAGCGGAGGUCCUUCCGCCUUCCUGCACGAGCAUCAGCUGUAGAAGUGAGGGUAGGCCUCAGAGCACUGCAUAAUGAGAGUGAUUGAAAUGGAAAAGCUGACGGGUUCUGAUCGUUAUUAGCAUGUGUCAAAUGUUUCAUGACACAGGAUGUUUCUAAACUCAGCAGAAGGGGAAGUUAAAGCAAAGGACGGUAGCUCUCGGUAUCCUCUGUGUAACUGAAACAUGUACAGUAGACAACUGGUAGAUAUAGACCAAAGUAGCUCCUCAAGUGAAAAAAAAAAUGGUGUGAAAUGUGUCUUAGUGACAGAUUAGUGGCAAGUGAAUUAAGCUUUACUGUUGAUCAAAAGGGACAAUAUAUAUAUAUCAUUCUUUUGUGCGCCUCUUGAAUGCAACUUAGCAAAUUACUUUUAAGUGUGUGCUGGCGGAAGAAAUCAUUGCAUAUGUUUACAUGUGCACUGAUAUUCUUAUAUAAUUAUAUAUAUAUUAAAAAAAAAAGCUAGUGGUUAUUUCCUUGUGCUUUGCACAUGAUCACAGACAUGCUUCUAAACAAAACAAUGCGUUAAGAACCGCAUUCGGAAUAUUACGAGGCAUGUAAGCGUAGUCAAUAAGGCUAAGUGUAAUGUGUGAGCACUGGGUGACUGCAGUAUUUCUUUCAGCUUUGGUGAGGUGCGUCGUUUCCAGCUGAAAUUCUGCCUGAGUCAGUUUUAUUCUGCUAAAGAGAAGAGUUCCAUGCCUCUGUAUGUGCUGCUUACUCUGUCAAGACUACAGAUACAGCUAUGCCUCUCUGCAAAAAUUAGCCUUGCUCAGUGUUAACACAUAGAAACUUUUAUGUAUUAGGGUACUUUUUUCUUCUUAUACUUUGACGUUAGCUCUUUUUCUCCCUGGUGAGCUUAGAGCCUUCCUCUGAUGUUCGGCAUGUUGGUAGUUUCCAUGUAUCUGACACCCUUUCUCUGCCAUUAUAAGAAACCCGCUUAUUUUCAACAUUUUCUCAUUAGCAGAGGCACAGACAUGACUAAAAAGACGUCCUUUGUUUUUUCGCACUACUAUAUCAAGUUUUUCUCUUCAUAUAUACAAUUUAUGCACCAUAAUAAGUGCUGUGGAACCAAUUACAAGAAUCUCCCAAUAGUAUAAUUACUUUGAUCAGUAAUCACCAUAACUGCUAUAGAAGCAGAACGCUGCUCUAUAAUAGCAUAAUUGGCUACCUUUUGAAUGUGUGUGUGCGUAUGCGUGUAUGGUGCGCACUUCUUUUUAAACUUGCGUAAGUGUUUGCAAGAUUUAGAUAUAACGAUGUCAAAGAAACAGCCUUAAGAUGUAAAUGUGUAUUGUAUGGAUGUAAUGACUGCUAAGUGAAGUAGAAGUUUGCUUACAAUCGUGUCAUUUUUUCAUCCAGUUCAUUCAAACAGAGACAUCAAGUAAUCCCACAGAUGCAGAUGCAGUGCAGGUUGAGAAAUCAGCACAAAUGUAAUACGACAACAGUUCUCCUUAGUAUAUACUAAUGACACAGAAAUAUUUGGGUCAGUGAUCCAAAAAAUUACUUCACUAUUAAAUAGUGUACGUGCCAGCAACAAGAAAUGUGUCACAGCGAGACGUGUUGGAGUGUGUUGCUCUUUAAUGCGAGAGAACUGGCAAUCACUCCAGCAGCAAUUUAAGAUCUGUUGAACACUCUUGAUUAAGAGGAAUAAUUGUGGAGUGGGACUCUAUUAAGAGAAAGUAGCGGUGGCCUGGUCUUUCGCACGAGCUUUUGCAUGUCUGCUAGCUGGGACGGUGUAAAAGUACAGAGUAUAAGGAUGGUGACUCAACUCCUAGUUUAAAAAAUAGAUCAGAAAAUACAUCAGAAACACUUGAAAGAAAAGGUCUGAAACACUAACAUCACCCAUAGUGUCUGUAUUGCUUAACACUGCUUGAUAAUCACUUCUUCUGUUCAUUCAAAACACAAUAGAAAACACCUACUUACAAAGGACAGAAAGAUCAUCAUCAAAUUUCCAAAGAUUAAAGACAGUGUUUUUUUGAAGAAGAGAGCUGUAGAGCUUCACAACACAUAUGAAAUAUAUUUGCAUAUUUUUUCAGAACUGCAUAGAUUUAGAGGUUUUACAUUCUUAAAGUCAACAGGAAAUGAAAAAAGACCCUGUUUACUCUCGUAAUGCAUGUCAGUGGGGUUUUUGUGAAUGAUUCAUCUGUAUGAAUGAUUCUUUAGGGUCUUUAUGAAAUGUCUGCGACAUACUUUGGUUAAAA
Molecule: messenger RNA, 6524 nt
Organism: Carassius carassius (crucian carp)
Lineage: Eukaryota; Metazoa; Chordata; Actinopteri; Cypriniformes; Cyprinidae
Product: protocadherin-11 X-linked-like
Exons: 6
Coding region: 648-4334 (1228 amino acids)
Biological process (GO): homophilic cell-cell adhesion
Cellular component (GO): plasma membrane
Molecular function (GO): calcium ion binding
Source: RefSeq, a predicted model, not a curated record